Frankliniella occidentalis (western flower thrips) is the source of this 563-nucleotide messenger RNA. Its product is annotated as follistatin-related protein 4-like. The coding region runs from base 1 to 546 and encodes 181 amino acids. The record is from RefSeq and is a predicted model, not a curated record. NCBI's taxonomy places the organism in Eukaryota, Metazoa, Arthropoda, Insecta, Thysanoptera, Thripidae. The transcript has 3 exons.
AUGUUAGACCGAAAUGAGGCUAGAAAUCGGCGCUCAAAAGUGCUGUACCCCAUCGAGGGCGUGUCGGUCGUGACCCUGGACAAGGACCUGCAGUGGGUGCAGCGGCGCGCCAAGCAGGGCGACAACGUGGAGCUGGCGUGCGACGUGAGCGGGUCGCCGACGCCGCCCAUCGUCUGGGAGCGCAACGGCGUCUACCUGGGCACGUCUAAGGUCACGACCUCCUCGACGGGGACCUCGGCGGCCGCCCCCUCCACCGAGGCGCCGCCGCACUACCCGGCCCAGGACCUCGGCUUCAAGGUGUUCGAGGACGGCUCGCUCUUCGUGCCCAACACGCAGAUGUACCACGCCGGCAACUACUCGUGCUACGCCACCCGGAACAAGGAGGUCGUCCAGAACCACCACCUCGAUGUUUACAGUGAGCUUCAAAACAACUCGUUUCUUUUGCAAGAGUCAGGUGUCAUCAGGGUUUUCGGUUACCACCCGACGCUCCCAGUCCCAACAAAACAACCGAUGGAGAAACGACGAUCGUGUAUCAUAUCGGAGUAACCCCUGAAGUACUCCUG